Molecule: messenger RNA, 2576 nt
Organism: Brienomyrus brachyistius
Lineage: Eukaryota; Metazoa; Chordata; Actinopteri; Osteoglossiformes; Mormyridae
Gene: rad54l
Product: RAD54 like
Exons: 18
Coding region: 194-2404 (736 amino acids)
Biological process (GO): double-strand break repair via synthesis-dependent strand annealing; reciprocal meiotic recombination
Cellular component (GO): nucleus
Molecular function (GO): DNA translocase activity; ATP binding; ATP-dependent chromatin remodeler activity
Source: RefSeq, a predicted model, not a curated record
GUUUCCGACGGCAGUUGCGGGAGUGCAAACGCGCUCUAUUCAAGAAAUGUAACCAGUUAUGAUCUUAUAGCGGUGAUUUCAGUGGUUUUUUCUUUUUAUCUUAGAGAAAAAUGAUAUGGUGGGAGCAAACCUACAUCUUGGCAAAAAACGUUUGUAUCUUUGCAUUUACUGAAGUCAAUCAUCUCAGGAGAGAAUGAGGAGAAGUUUUGCACCAAGCCAAGUAGUAAAACGAAAAAGUGACGAUUCAGAUGCGGACUGGCACCCGGAAGAAACGCCAAAGCGAAGUAAAGAUGAGAGGAUAUUUGGAGGAAGGUGCCUCUCCCCUAUUCGAAAUCCCCUAACACAGCUGACAAACACACCGGCAUCUCCCACCAGCACUGAAGCACAAGUUUGCAAUAUCCUUUCAAAGCCGUUUAAAGUCCCCAUUCCCAACUACACAGGUCCUCUGGGGGUGCGCUCACUGGGCGUGAAGCGAGCUGCUCUCCGAAAGCCGCUGCACAGCCCAUUUGAGGAGGACGCUCUGGUGCUCUAUGAGCCUCCAGCCUUGAGUGCACAUGACCAGCUGAAUGCCGAAAAAGAGAAGCUUCCUGUCCACGUUGUUGUAGAUCCUGUGUUGGGAAAAGUCUUAAGGCCACAUCAGAGAGAAGGGGUGAAAUUCCUCUGGGACUGUGUGACGGGAAGAUGCAUCCCCAAUUCACACGGCAGCAUCAUGGCAGAUGAAAUGGGCCUUGGAAAGACUCUGCAGUGUAUCACUUUGAUGUGGACUCUUCUGCGGCAGAGCCCCGAUGGCAAGCCCGAGAUCAACAAAGCGAUCGUGGUCUCACCUUCCAGCCUCGUGCGCGGCUGGUACAACGAGGUGGGCAAGUGGCUUGGCUCCAGGAUCCAGCCGCUUGCAAUCGAUGGGGGUUCGAAGGAGGAGGUGGACAGAAAACUCGAGAACUUCAUGUCCCAGCGUGGUUUCAGGGUACCAUCUCCCAUCUUGAUCAUCUCCUAUGAGACUUUCCGUAUCCAUGCCAGAAUCCUGCACAAGGGUGAAGUAGGCCUCAUCAUUUGUGAUGAGGGUCACAGACUGAAGAAUGCUGACAACCAGACAUAUCAAGCUCUGAGUUCCACAAACGCUAAACGCAAAGUUCUCAUCUCAGGAACACCCAUUCAGAAUGACUUACUUGAGUACUUUAGCUUGGUCCACUUCGUCAACACUGGUAUCUUGGGAACAGCUCAAGAGUUUAAGAAGCACUUUGAAGUGCCCAUUCUCAAGGGACGGGACGCUGAUGCUAGUGAUAAAGACCGGCAGCGUGGGGAGGAGAAACUCCGAGACCUAAUUAGCAUUGUUAACAGAUGUUUAAUCAGAAGGACAUCAGAUAUUCUUACCAAAUAUCUUCCUGUGAAGAUUGAGCAGGUUGUCUGCUGCAGGUUAACCCCUCUUCAGACAGAGCUGUACAAGCAGUUCCUAAGGAAAGCAAAACCAGUGGAGAAACUACAGCAAGGCAACAUCAGUCUGUCUGCCUUGUCCUCCAUUUCCUUCCUCAAAAAGAUUUGUAACCAUCCGGCUUUAAUCUAUGAUAAGUGUGUGGCAGGAGAGGAGGGUUUUGAAGGGAUGCUGGAGAUGUUCCCAUCAGGAUUCUCCAAUAAAGAUGUGGAGCCACAGCUUUCUGGGAAGAUGCUGGUGCUUGACAGUAUUCUUGCUGUGAUGAGGAGCACUACCAGUGAUAAAGUGGUCCUGAUCUCCAAUUACACACAGACUUUGGACCUCUUUGAAAAGUUGUGCAGAUCUCGGAGGUACCUGUAUGUACGACUAGAUGGCACCAUGUCUAUAAGAAAAAGGGCAAAGGUCGUGGAAAGAUUCAACAGUCCUUCGAGUCCUGAGUUCAUUUUUAUGCUGAGCAGCAAAGCGGGAGGCUGUGGCUUGAACCUAAUUGGUGCUAACCGCCUUGUAAUGUUUGACCCGGACUGGAAUCCAGCCAAUGAUGAGCAGGCAAUGGCCCGUAUCUGGAGGGACGGACAGAAAAAGACCUGCUAUAUAUACCGACUGAUCACGACCGGCACAAUCGAAGAGAAGAUCCUGCAGAGGCAAGCUCAUAAGAAAGCCCUAAGCAGCUGCGUAGUGGACGAGGAGCAGAACGUUGAGAGGCACUUCUCGCUGGGGGAGCUGAGAGAGCUUUUUUCAUUGGCUGAGGACACCAAUAGUGAUACACACACAAAGUUCCGCUGCAAGCGCUGCGUGAAUGAGCUACAAGUACGCCCUCCACCGGAGGACUCUGACUGCACCAGCGACCUUUCCCAGUGGCACCACUGCUCCAACAAGAGGGGCUUGGCAGAUGCCGUCCUGCAAGCCUCUUGGGACGGUGUCAUCUCAUUUGUUUUUCACCAACGGUCACAUGAGGAGCAGAGAAGAACGGUGUGAGAAAGUUAUGGAGCGAAAGAGAGUAAUUAUAGUGCAAUAAUAAUGCAAUUAUGCCAUUAAGAUAGUUAUAAGGUUCAUGUUUAUGGAUUUUUCUGUUUCUUAAAAUGAAUGAAUAAGCUGGAUAACUUAUUUUGUGAUUCGUUGUAAUAAAAAAGGUGUACAUUUUCGGGAA